GAGAUAUAUCUUUGUCCUCAAAUUGAGAUAUGCCACUGUUGCCCUCCCUGAGAAAAACAAGAUGGCAAAUAAGUUCCCUUCCUCAGAUACUGGUGGGGUGAAGGCUUUCCCCAUCCAGGGGCCCUGGAAGGAUGAGCGGAUGCGCCUUGCUGGUAUGACAGACGCUGACCGUGCGUUCCGUAGACAGUGGCUCAAGGAUCAGAUCUUGGCCGAGAGUGAACCAGCAGUGGUCCCUGGGUACUAUGAGGCACGCUACAACCCCAUUCGCCGGUUCUACCGCUGGCCCCUUGACACUCUAUUCAAGCCACUGGUGCCCAUGCUGGGUUAUGAGAAAGCAGCUAAAUAUCGCUGGUAUACUGGCAAGAUCGGCCUGGUUCUUGGUGGAGUUCUCCUGACUUACUACUACUUUAAGUAUAAUACAAAUGAUUGGACGAGGAAGGGCGGCUGGCGUGUGUUGCACUCCAUUGAGAACGUGGUCCCCGGUGACUCCCGCUACCCCAUGGUAUCCGAAAGGAAGGUGGGAGCAGAUUAUGCAUCCGGGAAUUUCAAAAGCAGUCCAAUUUAACUCGUCUCCAUAUUUUUUGUUAGCAUAGUGUUUUCUUUCACCAUCCUUCCAAUUUCAGUUGACAUCGCCAGUUUGAUGUGGUAUUGUACAUAGUAGGUGCUGUACUAAGAAUAAAUAUUUAAUCGUU
Molecule: messenger RNA, 692 nt
Organism: Scylla paramamosain (green mud crab)
Lineage: Eukaryota; Metazoa; Arthropoda; Malacostraca; Decapoda; Portunidae
Gene: ND-B17
Exons: 5
Coding region: 62-565 (167 amino acids)
Biological process (GO): mitochondrial electron transport, NADH to ubiquinone
Source: RefSeq, a predicted model, not a curated record